CGCAUCUGAAGCAUUCUCGUCACGGUGGUUCCCCUCAUAAACAUCCAGUCCAUCAGCCCACGCUUCUUUCUCCCCUCCAUUCCCCAUCACCACCACGAUUCAUUUUCUUCCCGCGGGUUGCCUGUGUCUCUGCUCGUGGUGCCCGACAGAAUGCAGGCAAACACUCCCUGGUCCGGCGUCUUCCUGCCUCGCCAUUUGCGUCGCAUUGCGCCCAUUUUCUUCUCGGCCUUUGUGCUAGUCUUUUAUCUCUCGUUGACGGGGACAUUUGGGGGGGGCCACGGGGAACUGUCAGGCCCCACUGCGCGAUACAAGCACUUUCCCCGGAAGAUCUGGCAGUCCUGGAAAGUCCAUCCGCUGGCAUUUGAGCCGCGAGAUCUCCUGGUCGCUCGAAGCUGGCCGGAGAAGAACCCGCGCUAUCGAUAUGAAGUGCUGACCGAUGAGAAUGAUCUGGACUAUGUGGAGACCCACUACGGACCCGAGGGGCUGAACCGACCGGACAUUGUCGAGGUCUAUCGCUCGCUCAACGCGCGCAUUAUCAAAGCCGAUCUGCUGCGAUACUUGAUCAUGUAUGUGGACGGAGGGAUCUGGGCCGACAUUGACGUGGAAGCCCUCCGUCCGCUGGACCGCUUUAUCCCCGAGCGGUUCACCGAAGACGAGAUGGAUCUGGUGAUUGGCGUUGAGAUUGAUGAGCCCGAGUUCCACGACCACGCGAUCCUGGGACAGAAAUCCCAGUCCUUCUGUCAAUGGACGUUCAUGAGCAAGCCCCGGCACCCCGUCAUGAUGCGGCUGGUGGACAACAUCCUGGCUUGGUUACAUGGGCUGUCGGUGCAGCAAGGCAAGCCCAUUGGGGAACUCGAGCUCGACUUUGACGACGUGAUUAGUGGCACGGGGCCCUCCGCCUUCACCUCCGCGGUGCUGGCGGAGAUGGGCGUCCGGUUGGGUCACGAAGUGCGCUGGAACACCUUCCACAACAUUCCCGAGUCCAAGCUGGUGGCUGGCAUCCUCGUCCUGACCGUCGAGGCCUUCGCGGCGGGUCAAGGCCAUUCGGACUCGGGCAACCACAACGCCCGCACUGCCCUAGUGAAGCAUCACUACCAUGCGUCCAACUGGCCGUCCAACCACCCUCGCUUCAGUCAUCCUGUCUAUGGGGAAGUCGAGAAAUGCAACUGGAACAAAGAGUGCGUGCGCGCAUGGGACGAGAAUACGGCUGCGUUUGCCGCCCUUCCGCCCGACGAGCAAGAGCGCCAGAUUGCCCUGAAGCAGGCCAACGAUGCUGCUGAGGCCGAACUGCAGUUGAAUCUCGGGAUGGACUUGGGGUUGGAUCUGGGGCUCAACCUCGGCCAAUAACAACCAUUUGCCAAAAGGUAUUUGUACGAAUUGAGAUGGCGUCCUGGGAUUUGGUGUUGGUAAUGGUUUGAUGAACUAGUCUUCACAUGUAGCGCCUGAAUAUCACAGUUUCGAUGGUUUUCACAAUUGGCAGUCCCUGGAAGGCUUGCAGUGGCCGGUAGUUAUGCGAAGUAGUGCCAUGCUACACUAGUUGUACAGUAAGUCACUCGGGAAAUGUGGGGCCGCCAGUGAUAGUAAAUAGAUGAUGGUGUUUGCCUG
Messenger RNA from Aspergillus saccharolyticus JOP 1030-1, 1605 nucleotides. Its product is annotated as glycosyltransferase family 32 protein. The coding region runs from base 151 to 1347 and encodes 398 amino acids. The transcript has a single exon. Gene Ontology annotation, biological process: protein N-linked glycosylation. Gene Ontology annotation, cellular component: mannan polymerase complex. The record is from RefSeq and is a predicted model, not a curated record. NCBI's taxonomy places the organism in Eukaryota, Fungi, Ascomycota, Eurotiomycetes, Eurotiales, Aspergillaceae. Gene Ontology annotation, molecular function: alpha-1,6-mannosyltransferase activity.